AAGUCUCGUACGAUUUUCCAAUUCUCGUAGGUUUAAAUUCUUCAACAUGGCGGCUUUCAAUGUCUCAGGCAAACGGCGUUCGAAGAAGCAUAGACCUGCUGAAAUUGUUGAAGUUGAAGAUACGCGGAAUGACAAUGUGGAGAUUAUUCCCGGUUUUCCAGACGCUGACUCGUUUGUUAAGUUUGCACUUGGGACAGCUGUUAGCAAUACUAAAGCUUCAGUUGGCCUGCCACAGAGUGGAGAUGAAUAUGACUUUUACCGCAGCUUUCCUGGGUUCCGGACAUACUGUGAAGCACAGGGAGACAGAUUGCUGUACUGCAUGAAUACACUGAUGCAGUAUCAUGGAUGUCGGAGUCUAAUCAAAGAUCCCAGCAAGGUGACAGAAGUGGAAGACAAGUUUGACAUGCUAGUUGAUGCAAAUGACAUUAUCCUUGAAAGAGUGAGCAAUUUGAUAGAUGAAGCCACUGGUGUACUUAAAGUCCAGGAACCCAUUCUUCCCUCUGGUUUGCAAGCUCCAAAGACAAUUGUUUCCAGCUGGAAUCGUAAGCUGAAACACAGAACAUGA
Molecule: messenger RNA, 565 nt
Organism: Protopterus annectens (West African lungfish)
Lineage: Eukaryota; Metazoa; Chordata; Ceratodontiformes; Protopteridae
Product: exosome component 10-like
Exons: 5
Coding region: 47-565 (172 amino acids)
Biological process (GO): nuclear polyadenylation-dependent snRNA catabolic process; nuclear polyadenylation-dependent rRNA catabolic process; histone mRNA catabolic process
Cellular component (GO): nuclear exosome (RNase complex); nucleolus
Molecular function (GO): 3'-5'-RNA exonuclease activity
Source: RefSeq, a predicted model, not a curated record